AUGCAGAUCUGGUUACUUUUUGUUCUGAUCAAGCUGGUGAACACUGAAGUACUCAGAAAGGAGAUGUGUACAGGUGGACAUCCUGGAAUUCCAGGAAAUCCUGGUCACAAUGGAAUACCUGGAAGGGAUGGAAGAGAUGGGUCUGUGGGCAAAAAAGGGGAUACAAGGCCCUCCGGUGUACCUGGUGCCAAAGGAAGAAGAGGUGAACAAGGAAGUAAAGGAACAUCUGGAAAAAUAGGACCAAAAGGAAUUCCUGGACCAGUUGGACACAAAGGCCAAAAGGGAGAACUAGGAUUACAAGGACAGCAAGGUGUAAAAGGGGACUUAGGACCUCGAGGUCCAAAAGGGGACAAGGGGGCUAUUGGACUUCAGGGGAAUAUUGGUUUACCAGGCCCUGUUGGGCCAACUGGUGUAAGAGGUCCCAAUGGAGAAGUAGGAAGUGAAGGCCCCAGGGGAUGUCCUGGAAUUCAAGGUGAAAGAGGAGAUAAAGGGGAAAUAGGGGAGAAAGGGAACAAUGGGGAGAAUGCAUUGAUAAGGAAUAGUGCAUUUAGUGUUGGCUUGACAGAAGUUUCCAAGUGGCCUCGUUCAGGCAGUCCAAUCAAAUUUGAAAAAGUCAUAUACAACAACCAAAAUCACUAUGACCUCUCCACAGGGAAAUUUACCUGUGUAUUUUCUGGUGUUUAUUAUUUUGUUUAUCAUAUCACUGUCUAUGUCAAACAUGUCAGAGUUGCUUUAUAUAAGAAUGGUGCUCCAGUUCUCAAUACUUUUGAUAGCUAUCAGAAUAGUGAGGAUCAGGCUGCAGGAGGCACACUACUGCAAUUACAAACUGGAGAUCAAGUGUGGCUCCAAGUAAUUGGUGGGGAUUCUUAUAAUGGACUGUUUGCAGACAACAAUGAUGACACUGUUUUUACUGGGUUUCUGUUGUUUACUGAAUAA
Messenger RNA from Rhincodon typus (whale shark), 936 nucleotides. RefSeq names its product C1q and TNF related 9 (gene c1qtnf9). The transcript is spliced from 2 exons. NCBI's taxonomy places the organism in Eukaryota, Metazoa, Chordata, Chondrichthyes, Orectolobiformes, Rhincodontidae. Bases 1 to 936 code for a protein of 311 amino acids. The record is from RefSeq and is a predicted model, not a curated record. Gene Ontology annotation, molecular function: protein binding.